Molecule: messenger RNA, 3939 nt
Organism: Drosophila subobscura
Lineage: Eukaryota; Metazoa; Arthropoda; Insecta; Diptera; Drosophilidae
Gene: esn
Product: protein espinas
Exons: 6
Coding region: 248-3241 (997 amino acids)
Molecular function (GO): zinc ion binding
Source: RefSeq, a predicted model, not a curated record
GCAGCCGCAGCAGCAGCAGCAGAGCACGCAGCAGUCGCGUCUGUCCACAGUGACGAAGCUUUCGCCGAGGAAGCCGCCGAAGGCCAGCUGCUCGAAGAACCGCGCAGCCACCACCCCCGCCGCCACAGCCAAGUGCGUGGUGAAGUCCGCGGUGCGAACGAAGACCAAACCGAAGCCAAAGCUCACGCUGGCGCCCUACGAGAUAGCGCUGGAGCUGCCCAAUGAGUCGCCGGCCGCCAGCCUGGCCAUGGGCGUGGCCCAGAGUCACUCGCAGCAGGCGAGCAGCCUGCAGAAGCUGCCAACCUGCGACGAGCAAUUCCACUCCUCGGGCAUCUCCUGCAACGGCGAGACCGACGACGAUGUGGAGGUGGCCAUGCUAACGGGCAGCCUGAGCGCCGCGCAGUUGUCCAGGCUGCAGCAGGGACAGCAGCCAGUGGCCAGCCGCUCCUUGGCGCUGUCCCUGCCGGUCAGUGAUUUGCGCAAUUUGAAUCUGUGCAGAAAUCGCAACGCCCUCUGGCUGCACAACAAGGACACGGAGCAGCUAAUCAAAGCGGACCGCAAGGAUGCGUUUUGUUACUUCAAUCGGGCCAUUGCCGAUGAUAUACAGCUAAGCGAUAUUGAAGAACAAUUGGCCAGAUUUGAUGGCCACUCAAAGAGGCCGCAACAGGCACAGGCACAGGCACAGCCGCCAGCGACAGCAACAGCUACAGUCAGAGUCAUGGGAGUAGGAGCGCCAGCGGCAGCGGCAGCGGCAGCCAAAAUCACUCAAACCGGCCAGCAAGUACUCUGCAAAUACAAGCCCACGCCCGCACCUCGCUCGAGUGGCAAGCAACAGUGCAACAUGAAACAGUCGGGGCAGGGGCAAACACUGCCCAGCAGCAGCUACUACACACAAACGGAGAGCGAGUUGCUGCAGAUUGAGGCAGGCGGCACAGGGCUGACAUUUGUGGCACAUCGCCACAGCGAGCUGGCGGCCAGCAGCAGCUCCCAGCUGCAGCUGCAGCAGGCAUCGCUGAGCAGCAAUGUGGCAUCCACGGCCACGUCCAGCAACCUCGAUGUGCCCUCAGCCGGCAGCAGUGGCAGCGGCAGUCACUUUGUGUCGCCCCUCCAGCGACGCCACUGCCAGCCGCCCAGUCAUCUGCCACUGAACUCGGUGGCUUCGCCGCUGCGCACGGCCGCCAGCUACAAGACGGCAGCCACAGCAGCGGCUGUUGGAGCGAAUCCAGUGGCUGCCGCCGGACACCCCGGCUACCAUCACAGCCAUCACCAGCAACUGGACUUUCAGCGCAACUCGCAGUCGGACGAUGACAGCGGCUGUGCCCUGGAGGAGUACACAUGGGUGCCGCCGGGUCUGCGGCCAGAUCAGGUUCGCUUGUACUUCAGUCAACUGCCCGACGACAAGGUGCCCUACGUCAACAGUCCCGGCGAGAAGUAUCGCGUGAAACAAUUGCUGCACCAGCUGCCGCCGCAAGAUAACGAAGUGCGCUAUUGCCACUCGCUGAGCGACGAGGAGCGCAAGGAGCUGCGCAUCUUCUCGGCCCAGCGGAAGCGGGAGGCUCUCGGCCGCGGUGCCGUCCGGCUGCUGUCCGACGAGCGACCCUGCAAGGGGUGCGAAGACUCUCUAUCGGGCGGCGACAUUGUGGUCUUUGCUCAGCGUUUGGGCGCUCAACUGUGCUGGCAUCCGGGCUGCUUUGUGUGCAGCGUGUGCAAGGAGCUGCUGGUGGACUUGAUCUACUUUCAGCGGGAUGGGAAUCUCUACUGCGGUCGCCAUCACGCCGAGACACAAAAGCCGCGCUGCUCGGCAUGCGAUGAGAUCAUCUUCUCCGACGAGUGCACUGAGGCGGAGGGUCGCACGUGGCACAUGAAGCACUUUGCGUGCCAGGAGUGCGAGCAUCAGUUGGGCGGGCAGCGGUACAUCAUGCGGGAGGGGAAGCCCUACUGCCUGGGCUGCUUCGACACGAUGUUCGCGGAGUACUGCGACUACUGCGGGGAGGUGAUUGGCGUGGAUCAGGGCCAGAUGAGCCACGACGGCCAGCACUGGCAUGCGACGGAUCAGUGCUUCAGCUGCUGCACGUGCCGCUGCUCGCUGCUGGGGCGACCGUUUCUGCCGCGGCGCGGCACCAUCUACUGCUCGAUCGCGUGCAGCAAGGGCGAGCCGCCGACGCCGUCGGACACGAGCUCCGGGCCACAGCUGCGGCCCACACAUCGCGCCUCCACCUCCAGUCAAAUUGCGCGCUCGCCACGACGCAGCGGAGAGCGGGACAGGGAGCGGGAGUCCGCGCGGAAGGGCAACCAUGGACAUGGGCAUCCGGCCAAGGGCACGGGCAGCGCGGGCGAUCUGCUGGAGCGGCAGGAGCGCAAACGUAUGGAGGCAGCGGCCGGCGUGGCCGAUUUGCUGCUGGGCGGUGGAGUGCCAGGCAUGCCACGGCCCGCCCAUCCGCCGCCUAUCGACCUCACCGAGCUGGGGAUCAGCCUGGACAACAUUUGUGCGGGCGACAAGUCCAUCUUUGGGGACAGCCAGCUGACCUCCUCCAUGCCGGACAUGCUGCUGUCGAAGGCGGAGGACUCGCACAGCUACCAGAGCAUCGACAAGAUCAACCUGAACUCGCCGAGCAACUCCGAUCUGACGCAGAGCACCCAGGAGCUGGCCAACGAGCUGGAGCUGGACAACGAGCCGGUGCGAGAGCUGCCACAUGACGGGGAUGGCUACGAGCAGCUCUUUGCCAACAAUCGCAGCACGAAGGAGGAGGAAGACGGCGAGCAGCUGGACAAUCGACCGCCGCUGAAGGAGGUGCGCUUCCACAGCGUCCAGGACACCAUGUCGCGCUCCAAGAGCUACACGGACAACUCCAACGCGCGCCGGCGGCGACGACGUCGCAACCAGUCGCGCAGCUCCUCGGAGAUGCAGAUCAACCAAACGAAUCUGCGACUGCACAACGCACAGAACCAGCCGCCCCACGGCGCCCACAAUCUGCUGAACAAUCUGGACAACUGCGAUGUGGCGAGCAUCUGCUCGACGUGUUCCUCCAGCUCCUCCAGCGACAUGGACGACUACGUCUACCGCCUGCCCGCACGCAAGCACUACGGAGGCGUCCGCGUGGCCUACGUGCCCAACGAUGCCCUCGCCUACGAGCGCAAGAAGAAGCUGGCCCAGGACCCAGCGCUGGCAGCAGCUGCCGCGAACGCUGUCAACGGUGUGCCGGGCAUCAUGCACGAGAGCAAGAACUGCACAAUAUCAUGACCACCUCCCAUACUGCCACCGCCGCCCUUCAACCUGAGCAGCUACUACAUUCUGGACACCAUACUGGAGGAGCAGCAGAGCCUGAUGCUGCCGGAGAAGAAGCCCGGCUGCCUGCGUCGCGUGUGGAAUUUCUUUGGACUGGGCAGGCAGCGGCUACAGCACAGCAGCAAUGGAAGGCUGUACAGCGUCUAGGCGGGGAUAGGACUGGGGAUUGUAAAUAACAUAUCGAAAUGUAUUAUACACAGACGAGACAUAUGACAUCAUCGAGGAGGAGUGAAGUGAAACCUUGUACAAAGUUAAAACCUAUAUCAUAUUUUGCAUUUACAUAAACCUAUCUAAACAUUAUAUACAGUCUAGGCAUUAUCAUAACUAAUUAGGUAUUCUAGUGUUAGAUCUAAGACGAUCCAGAGACCACAAUCAACGAACAAUAAACUUCAACGAAUAAAAAUCCACUCGAAAUGGCCAACGAAAGAAUCUCCCCCGAAAAGAGUGAAAGUCCAAAAGAGAACUCGACAAAAAGCAAAACAGAAAUCUUCCAAUAACCAAAUUUUUACAACAUUUGCAGUUUCCAAUUUUAAGCUGAAGAAUUCUUUUGUUUUGUUUGCCAAAAUGUGUUUUUGUUUUAUGUAAUUUGGCAGCUUUCACCCGAGGCAGCCAGCGUGAAAGGGAAACUAUUAUGUAAAACUCUUCAUGUCCAG